Fusarium venenatum is the source of this 459-nucleotide messenger RNA. RefSeq lists its product as uncharacterized. Lineage: Eukaryota; Fungi; Ascomycota; Sordariomycetes; Hypocreales; Nectriaceae. The record is from RefSeq and is a predicted model, not a curated record.
AUGGAUACUUGGACAGCUCGCUACAAUGCAUCGCAGCUCAGUGCGGAGAAUCAAGUACGGGCUGAUAAGAAGUUCUUUGCGACUAGGACACGACCUUUCAGACCUGUGGUGGUAGGACUAGAUACGUCAGUACCAGCCACUCGUUACGUUCUCGAUACUGGAUUAAUCGAUUCUGGCUGGUCCGAAAAUCUGGAAGUCCAAGAUCACUCUACAGACUUUUGCAGAGCGGUACGAGACGUCAGUCUUAUAAUCUGCACAAGAGGUGCUAGUUAUGUAGGUUCUCGCAUCUUUUCUCGCAUCAUGAAGGCGAUCGAGAGGCCCAUGAAUCUCUGGAUGUUUUGUACCGUAUUCCGAAUGGUCCCUUGCGACGAUACUGCAGCAUCACUGCGAAGUCACGGGCUCGAGACGGAGAGGCUUCCUGGUGUUGUUCUUCGUCAACGUCGGUUUGUAUCAGCUUAA